UGCUGUUCUCUGAGCGGAAAUCGGACCUCACGCCAUUUUGAGAAACUAGCGAGCCUUAGUGCAGCUUCUUCUUCUUGUAUGAGUGCAAUGUGAUCGAUGUUGUCGAAGCUAUGCUCGCAACUUAGUCGUUUUUUAAAAAAAUCCAACGCAGCUGUUGUUUGAAAGCUAAAUAUUUUAUAUAACAUUUGUCUGCUUUAACCUGCAUUACUCUUCCAGCCAUGUCCACCGAGGGAACAGCCGAGCAGGCUGCUGCAGAGUAUAUACCAGAGAAGGUGAAGAAGGCAGAGAAGAAGUUGGAAGAAAACCCAUAUGACCUUGACGCAUGGAGCAUUCUGAUUCGAGAAGCACAGAACCAACCCAUAGAUAAAGCAAGGAAGACAUAUGAGCGACUUGUCACGCAGUUCCCAAGUUCUGGCAGAUUCUGGAAACUAUUCAUUGAAGCCGAGAUCAAGGCAAAAAACUAUGACAAAGUAGAAAAGCUGUUUCAGAGAUGUCUAAUGAAAGUGUUGCACAUCGACCUGUGGAAAUGCUACCUCUCAUAUGUUCGAGAGACCAAAGGGAAGUUGCCUAGUUACAAAGAGAAGAUGGCCCAGGCGUAUGACUUUGCCCUGGAUAAAAUUGGCAUGGAAAUAAUGUCUUAUCAGAUUUGGGUGGACUACAUCAACUUCCUCAAAGGAGUUGAGGCCGUGGGCUCUUACGCAGAGAACCAACGGAUCACAGCAGUACGGAGGGUGUAUCAGAGAGGCUGUGUGAACCCCAUGAUCAACAUUGAGCAGCUCUGGAGAGAUUAUAGCAAAUAUGAAGAGGGCAUCAACGUGCACUUGGCCAAAAAGAUGAUCGAGGAUCGAAGUAGGGACUACAUGAAUGCCAGGAGAGUGGCGAAGGAGUAUGAGACUGUGAUGAAAGGGUUGGACAGGAACGCACCCUCAGUCCCGCCCCAGAAUUCCCCUCAGGAAGCCCAGCAAGUGGAGAUGUGGAAGAAGUAUAUCCAGUGGGAGAAAAGCAACCCACUGCGCACAGAAGACCAGACGCUAAUCACAAAAAGAGUGAUGUUUGCCUAUGAGCAGUGCUUGCUGGUGCUGGGUCAUCACCCUGAUGUGUGGUAUGAGGCAGCACAAUACCUGGAGCAGUCCAGCAAACUGCUGGCAGAGAAAGGAGAUAUGAAUAACUCCAAGCUCUUUAGCGACGAGGCAGCCAACAUCUACGAACGUGCCAUUGGAACUCUUCUGAAGAAAAACAUGCUUCUAUACUUUUCAUUUGCUGACUAUGAAGAAAGUCGCAUGAAGUACGAGAAGGUCCACAGCAUCUAUAACAAACUGCUCGCCAUAGAGGACAUAGACCCCACCCUGGUCUACAUCCAGUACAUGAAGUUUGCCAGGAGGGCUGAGGGAAUCAAAUCUGGCCGCACUAUCUUCAAAAAGGCCAGAGAGGAUCUGCGCACGCGUCACCAUGUGUACGUGACCGCAGCACUGAUGGAGUACUACUGCAGCAAGGAUAAAUCGGUGGCCUUCAAGAUUUUUGAGCUUGGUUUGAAGAAAUAUGGCGACAUUCCAGAGUACAUUCUGGCCUACAUUGAUUACCUCUCUCACCUCAAUGAGGACAACAACACCAGAGUUCUGUUUGAACGAGUCCUUACCUCAGGAAGCUUGUCACCAGAGAAGUCAGGUGAGAUCUGGGCUCGCUUCUUGGCUUUUGAGAGCAACAUAGGCGACCUAGCCAGUAUUCUGAAAGUGGAGCGCAGGCGGUUCUCUGCCUUCAAAGACGAGUACGAGGGCAAAGAAACAGCACUGCUCGUCGACAGAUACAAGUUCAUGGAUCUCUACCCCUGCUCUACUAGUGAACUCAAGGCCCUGGGAUACAAGGAUGUGUCUCGUGCCAAAUUGGCAGCUAUGCUCCCAGAAACUGUGGUGGCUCCUUCUGCACCUACAAUGAAGGAUGAAGCUGACCGCAAACCUGAGUACCCAAAACCUGACACCAACCAGAUGAUCCCCUUCCAGCCACGUCACCUGGCCCCUCCAGGUCUACAUCCUGUACCUGGCGGAGUUUUCCCAGUUCCCCCAGCUGCUGUCAUCCUAAUGAAGCUACUCCCUCCGCCGACGUGCUUCACUGGUCCUUUUGUUCAAGUGGAUGAGAUCAUGGAAAGUUUUAGGAGGUGCACACUUCCUGAGACUGUGGAUGCUGCUGUAGAGCUGAUCACUGGUAGACAGCCAGAUACAGGAGGGGAAGGCAAUGGAUCCAUGGAGAACCAUGCCGUUGCCAAGUCACUCAAGAGGCCUAACGCAGACUCCGACGAGGAGGAUGACAAAGGAGCCGUAGCUCCGCCCAUACACGACAUUUACCGUGCGCGCCAGCAGAAGAGGAUUCGAUAAACACAAAGACGCGCUGAACCCUUCAAGAAUGUAAUCUUAACAGAUGGUCCUAUGGGGUACACAUACAUGUCCAUGUUUCUAAAUACGUCUGACAGAUUGUCCAUCUGUUGAUCUUUGUACAGAAGAUAGACAUACAUGUACACACACUCACACAGAUACACAUAUGCACAUCUGAGUGUUUUUUUUUUCUUUUUGUUAACAGUUUUUAUUUUUAAAAACUGACUGUUAUACUGUAAAAAAUUUUAAUUCAACCUUUGAUUUUGACACACAGUUUUGGCCUUGUGAUGUUCCAGUAAUGGUAACGUGAAACCAAGCUUCUUCUUUUUUUUAGAUAACUGGAAGAAACACAGUUCCUUUCAAUAAAAGUGUAAAAUAAUUCAA
This is a messenger RNA of Notolabrus celidotus (New Zealand spotty), 2750 nucleotides long. It is a transcript of the gene cstf3, whose product is annotated as cleavage stimulation factor, 3' pre-RNA, subunit 3. Gene Ontology annotation, cellular component: nucleus. The record is from RefSeq and is a predicted model, not a curated record. Gene Ontology annotation, molecular function: mRNA binding; protein binding. Gene Ontology annotation, biological process: mRNA 3'-end processing. Lineage: Eukaryota; Metazoa; Chordata; Actinopteri; Labriformes; Labridae. The coding region runs from base 219 to 2369 and encodes 716 amino acids. The transcript is spliced from 20 exons.